Messenger RNA from Rhagoletis pomonella (apple maggot), 894 nucleotides. RefSeq lists its product as uncharacterized. The coding region runs from base 1 to 894 and encodes 297 amino acids. The transcript has a single exon. Lineage: Eukaryota; Metazoa; Arthropoda; Insecta; Diptera; Tephritidae. The record is from RefSeq and is a predicted model, not a curated record.
AUGGCAACGCCUGAGCAAAAGAAAUCAUUUAUAAGCUUAUGCGCCUCGAUUAUAAGAGAAAAUUAUAGUGGUGACCCGCUAUCACUUGCCUCUUUUAUUGAUAAAAUUACCCUUAUUGAAGAAUUGUCAGACGAAAGCCUCACUAUAACAUUUAUUGCAUUUUUGAAAUCCAAACUUGAAGGUAAAGCUCGCGAGUCCAUACCAACGCAAAUAAUCUCAGUUAGUCAAAUUAAAGAAGCGUUGUCAAAUAAAAUAAAACCAGAUAACUCGAAAGUUGUCGCUGGUAAAAUUGCAGCUUUGAAAGUGCAUAACAAUUAUUCAGAUUUUUCGAAACAGGUAGAGGAGCUCGCAGAUGCUCUGGAGCGUACGCUUAUUAUUGAAGGGAUGACACAAGCGAAAGCUCACGAGAUGGCAGUCGAGCAAACAAUAAACGUUUGUAGGCUCAACAGCCGUUCAGAUAUGGAAAAGUCGAUACUAGCAUCGUCAACCUUCAGCGACUCGAAAGAUGUUGUAGCGAAGAUGAUUGUGGAGCACGACAAUAUAGUAAAAGAGCGGCAGGUGUUGGCUUUUAGGUUACGUUCCAUACGAACAACUAAUUUUCGAGGAGCUUUUAGAGGCAGCAAUAAUUACAGAUAUCACAAUAACAAUUUCAGGUUUAACGGCAAUUCAAAUAGGCACAGCGCCAAUACUAGCAAUCGAAACAACAAUCAGAAUAGGAAUAAUAGUUUCAGUAAUAGACGAAAUACCUACAAUAAUAGUAACAACAGUCAGGCUUCAAGCAGAAGAAAUAACAAUCAUACGCGUUUAAAUACACGAAAUGCUGCCAAUGUUCGGACUUCAAACGCCGAGGCCCCUCAGGCGCGAACACUGGGGGAGCUAGACUUGAACAACUAA